Molecule: messenger RNA, 1077 nt
Organism: Rhipicephalus microplus (southern cattle tick)
Lineage: Eukaryota; Metazoa; Arthropoda; Arachnida; Ixodida; Ixodidae
Product: potassium/sodium hyperpolarization-activated cyclic nucleotide-gated channel 1
Biological process (GO): potassium ion transmembrane transport; regulation of membrane depolarization; sodium ion transmembrane transport
Cellular component (GO): membrane; HCN channel complex
Molecular function (GO): voltage-gated potassium channel activity
Source: RefSeq, a predicted model, not a curated record
AUGAAGAAGACGCUCACGGCUGCGUCAAGGAGGCAGUACUCGGGACUGGACUUCAAGAAGCGGGCGUGCAGGGAGUACAGGUGCAUCCUGCACCCGCGCUCCAGGUUUAGGAGGUGGUGGGACAUCUUAAUACUCAUUCUGCUCCUCAUGAACCUGGUGCUGAUGCCGCUGCACCUAGGCUUCUUUCGCUUGCCGGGCAUCGAGUGGCAGUUCUACUCACUCUUCUCGGACUUCAUGUUUUUCGCGGACAUGAUGCUCAACUUCAGGACAGGUAUCGACGAUCGCAAGCAGGGCAUCGUCAUCAUGGAUCCAGUUCAGAUUAGGCGGCACUACCUGAAAGGCUGGUUUCCCGUGGACCUCGUGAGCAGCCUACCGCUAGACUUCCUCGUGCUGAACUGGCCGGCACAAUACCGCAACAUGGACCGCAGAUCCACGUUAUCGCAACUCGCCAAGCUCAUCAGCUUCGUCAAGCUUAUCAAGAUCAGCCGCCUGUUUCGCUACGGUGGCCGCACCGAACAGAUAAUGUUCUAUCAGACGACGGGUGUAUACCUGCAGUUGGGCAACAUCCUGGCACUCAUCUUCCUGGCUGUGCACUGGCACGCCUGCCUGCAGUUCUUCGUCGGCUCCUUGAUGGGCUUCCCGCCGAAGUCCUGGAUAUCCAUCGCCAACCUGCAGAACAAGCCGUGGUGGGUGCAGUACUCUUGGGCGGUGCACAACACGGUGUCCCUCAUGAUGACCAACAGCUACGGCGUGGCACAGAAGACCGGCCUGCUGAUCGAGGAGUGGAUCCAGGUGAUGGGCAUGUUCUUUGGCGCCCUCUGGCAGGCCCUGCUCCUCGGAUACGGCGCCAACCUGCUCGCCCACAAGGACUACACCAAGAACGUCCAGAGGGAGAGGAUGCAAGAGGUGGAGGAGUUCAUGAGCUACUACGACUUGCCCGAGAGGUUGCGGGUGCGCAUCAGGUCGCACCUGAACGCCCAGGCCAUGUUCCUCAACGACAAGGACAUCCUUUCCUCGUUGUCUGGGACGCUGCGAGAGCCUGCUGCCUCGGUCCUCGCCGCAACCACGAGACAAUAG